AAAAAGUCUUUGCAUUGUAAACAAUGUAGUGUAAUUUCUUAUUUUAUAAGAAUUUUAAUUAAAUUUCGAUAAAUUCAAGGCAUAAUAAUGUCUAAAUUAGUCCACGUAGUAGACGGCGAGGCUUCUGAAUCGGAUUCCGAAAUAGAAAUUGGUAAAUCGCCGUCCCUGAACCUGCAAUCAACGGAGGCAUUUGUUGUUGCCGGAGAAGCCCCGGAGUCUGAUGAUGAGGGCAGGCUGCCAACGCCUGUAAUGCUGCCAGAGCUAGAUGUGCCGCUGCACAUGCCGUUCCAGCCCCUGAACAAACUGCCUGGCUCCCUGCUGCAUCAGAAGUUGUGGGAAUGCAACGUGUCCCUCCGAGCGACUCUGGAGGGUCUGGUGAAGCACACCACCGACAUAGCAGUAGAGAAGCUGACCAGAGCUGACAAGAUGCUGCUUAAUGGACAGGAAAGUAUGCGCGCUACAAACGCAAGCCUGACGCUGGCGCGGGCGCGACUCAAGCAAAUACACACCGAGCUAGAGAACGCUCACUGCAGCAGCGCCUUACCCACUGUUAGGAUACAAUCUACCACAGAACACACACACACAUAAUAAUAUCUCUUACGAAUAAUAAAUCGACUGAGCGUAGCGAGGUCUUUAGAUCAAAUAAAGCCUGCUUAUUACUUAGUUAAAAGGUUAUAUUUAAACGACUUAGGCCAAAGUACAAGGGCUUUAUAACCUGUAGACAGUCUUGUCGCGUUGGCGAUUAGUUAAAUUUUGUUAUUAUAAAUUUUAGUUACAUAUUUUUUGAAAUGUGUAAAUACCUACCACCUACGUGUAAAAAUGUUUCCUUAUAAUAGUUUACGAAGUUAUGUGGUUAUAACAUAUUCUAUGUUUUAUUAAAAA
Molecule: messenger RNA, 882 nt
Organism: Cydia strobilella
Lineage: Eukaryota; Metazoa; Arthropoda; Insecta; Lepidoptera; Tortricidae
Exons: 5
Coding region: 88-588 (166 amino acids)
Cellular component (GO): BLOC-1 complex
Source: RefSeq, a predicted model, not a curated record